UGCAAUUGGCAUUUUACUUGUUUUUGGAUGAGCAAAAACUGUGUCACAUUUUGCGUUUUAACGGCUUCUAACAGUCUUAGAAACAAUUUAGUAUUUUAUUUAGAUACUUAUUUUAAAAUAGUACAUAUUUUUAUUAAUAUUAGCUACAUGAGUGUGGUGUAAAUCCCAUAACAUACUUUUGUUAUGAUAAAGGUUUAUCCUUGAGUAUUUUUUGGAACGUAGAAAACAUGGAACCUCUGCGACAUUCAGAAUCAGAUACUGUGGAAUACUGGAAGAAACAAGCUAAACACUAUGAGCAAAAGGCAAUUGAUAUGCAACAAGAGUUGGAUGAGUACACGGAAAAUUCAGCACAGUUGGAAAAGGAACUUGAAGCUUCACUUUUACAAGUUGAGAAACAGAACAGAGAUCUAGAACAUCAAAAUCAGCGGCUAAAAAAUGAAAUAGAAUCACUUAAGAAUAAAUUAGAAAGAAGUCAACAUGAAACAAAUGCAUUGGAAAAUGAAGUGCAAUCACUCAAAAUAGAACAGGACAAAAAAGCUGAAUACAUCAGAGAGUUGGAGCAAAAAAAUGAUGAUUUGGAAAGAGGGCAAAGGGUUGUCUCUGAAUCAGUGUCUUGCAUAGAGGCAUUGUUAAAUCAGGCAUAUGAAAGAAAUGCUGUUUUAGAAAGUGAAGUUGAUGAAAUAGAAACACUAAAAGUGAGAUUACAACGAGCUACAGAUGAAGCUAGAGAUCUGAAGCAGGAACUGAAAGUAGUGGAAAAACUCCCAGUGCACAGAAAGGAAGAUGAUAGUACAAAUGAAAAUGCAAUGGUCAAUGGGCACCACACUUCCUCCAGAGCAGUUGAAACAGAAACCCAAACACUUUUACCUUCACCACAAAAACGCGAAAUUAAUGGCAAUGCCAUGACACCGUCAGCCAGAGUAUCCGCCAUCAACAUUGUGGGUGAUUUGCUCCGUAAAGUUGGGCUUGAAAGGUUUCUUUGCCGUGAAUGUGGUAAGAUCAAAUGCUCGUGUGAUGGUCAACCUCCAGACUUGAGUGAAGCCGCCAAGUCAACCGAGAUCUCCCAUGCCUGUGAUAACACCGAUAACAGCAUAGACGCUUCCAUAGAAUAUAGAAACCCUAAAGUGUUCAUACGACAAUCUUCUGGGCCUGAUCCAAUAACACAAAAACACCAGUUAAAGCACAGAUCCUCCGAGGAAGGAUUUUCUAGGCCCGGCGUGGGGGAGAAUGGGAAAUUGAGACGAUCUUUCGCUGUGAGGUCUAGGGAGGGGCUUGAAAAUCUGUUGAGCUUCGGUUCUAUUCGGAAAGGACAGCCGAGAGCGAAUCCAAAGCAGACUUUAGCACGAUAACAUAUACCUGUAGUAGUGAAUUGUCUAGUGGCUCGUACACAAAUACCUGUAUAAUACCACCCAAAAGGGUCACCUCUGCUUCUAAGAAUAUUAAAUAGAUGGAAAAAUUGUUGAUAUAGUUCUGAUUAUAGUUUUUUCCUAUAUAUUUAUAUUACUCAAAGCUAAGGUGGUUUACAGGGCAGUAGCACACAAACAUACCAACAUUGUGUUUGGUAAUUUUAUGCUUUAAUUCUUCAGUUAGUAGUUGUUGUUAGUAGGAGUUUGUAGCCGUAAUCUUGUAAACUUGACUGGAGAGAAUGUAAUCACGCAUUCCUGUGACCAUAAAUUAAAAAAAUAGGUCCGUAACUGGCAAUCAUACGUUUCUUUGAUACUAAAAGCAAUCCUUUAGAUUGAACUAGUCAAGUUUUAAUUCGAUAAAAAAUGUUUGUAGUUAUCGAGUUAUAGCACAACAAUUAUAAAAUGUUAAUAUUUUCUACACCCAAAUUCAAUGUGACAUUUUAGUAUCUCAACAUGGUCGGGAAUAAAUGGUUAAAAUCUGUUGGAUAUGACUUACUUAGAUUACGGUGUUUACUUAAUUGCAGUGUACAUAACAUGAUGUAUAAAAAGUGCUAUUUAGUACUGUUUUUCAUUAUUGAAAAUGAUAUUUUUAGAUUUUAGAUGCAUUUAUUAUACGUGAAUUUAUUAUACUAUGUAUUGAGUUAUAUUUCCCCAGUAAUAUUUUAUGUGUGCGUAAUUAGUCACGGUGAAGGCUUUAACCGCACAUUAUUUCCCAUCACCUACUAAUAUUAGUAUCAUUCAUAUAUUGUACUUUUCUUCAUUGUAGGCUUUGGAAUCAAAGUUAGCAUCGUGUCGUGGUACGGUUAGACCUAAAGAGCAUUCACCAAAUUCAAGCUCAGAUGUGAAUAAGGACUACAGGUGUGUACUCAAGAACUAAUACGCUGUUUGUCAUCGGCAACUCAUCGCCACUGCACUGCAAAACUUAGUUGCAGACUUAGCACUUAGUGUGAUAUUGGUACACAAGUAAAAUAAUGUAGAUUGGAUGUAUAUUUUCGUAAAAUUGUCUGAGUUAAGCACUUAAGUAAUAUCAAAGAAGCUUUAAAUCUGCUUCAUACUUAAAUAUAAACUAACUUGUGUACUAGAAUUAACAUCACUUUUCCUAUAAUUUGCUAAAAAACUGUGAUGAUAAAUGAAGAUAUUGUAAGGAUUGGUAAAUGUAGUACUAAUUAUCUAAUUUUGGCCUACCCACCGGCGAAAAAACACGUUAUUUGCGGCACACAAAGGCUUCUAUAGAUCUGUAGAUACCAUUGGAUUAUGAGUUUUAGGGCUUCGCGACCACAUAGUGUCUAUAAUGGACCAUCAUUUAAGUACUUGUAAAAAAGUGUGCCGUCCGUCUAAGAUCUGAACGAUAUAAAUAAAAAUAUAAUUUAAUUUACCGUAAUAUAAUAAAAUCGUUAAUUCUAUCAGAUAUGUAUUCUUUAUUAAUGAACUAUAUUGCAUUGGCGCCCGAAUCAAAUCUUGAUAUGGUUAUCUGUCUGCGCGCGUGUAAGCUAUCGCUAGCUUAAAUUGGUGGACAAAAUAUUUUGGAGUGAUAAUUUAUGUAAAUAAUUAGAAUACAUAUGAAAUUGUUAAAAUUUUUAUAAUAUUAAUUUAAUUAAUUUCUGGAAUAUACAAUCAAAUCUGUAGAAUCUUAUACUCACCGGACUGAUUUUGAUAUCUUAAGCUGUUUUCGUUAAUGGAUAAAAUAAUAAAAGAACUAAUAGAUGCAGAUAAUAACAAAAAUAGUAAGACAAAAUAUUGGCAGUUUACAAAAAAAAGUUAAUGUUACAUUUUCUUGCAGUUAAUACCCUAUAUACGUGUUUGUUUUUAACAAAACCUUGAGUCAUUCAUGUAAAGAAUUGAAAUAUCGUGUCCAACGCAGACAAGUCGAUUAUCGCCCCAUAAUUUAGUUCGUGGUAUUUAAUUUAUGGUUUACGCUAUUCGCAUCUGUCCUCAGUAUGCCAAAAGAAGGCGACAUAUUGCACAAUAACAAAUGAGAGGCAUUUUUGGAAGGAAUUUUUGAGUUACAACAGCAAAAAGUCUAACACUAAUUUGCGGCGCCAAUAACUAUAAAGCAUUGGAACGGCGCAAACAUUUUCAGUGAUUCAGUUAUCUUUGUUAUUCUCAUGUGACAAAAUUUAGCUAGCUAGGUGAAGACAACUGCAGCAUGUGUAAAGGCAGUUGGUAGCAUUGACUUACAUGCUGCCUUAUAUGUUUUUUGCCGUGUCUUUUUCAUGCAGCUGUCAGACUUUUAUAUAAGUAGGUCGUUUCAGUCUGUGUUCAUGAAUAUUAGCAAUAUUUAAUUAGACUUAAAUUUCAAUUCUUUACUUUAAUGAUCUCCUGACUUAUUAUAAAAUAACGAAUGGGCAAUGUCGAUAAGACGUAUUUUAUUUAACAUCGUAAUUAACCAUUGUCAUCUAAAAUAAUAUCUAUUAUACAUAUUUUUAAUAUUUAAUUUCUAUAAUUAUUGGUCAUCUUCAUUGUUAAUCCAUUUCGACCCCCAUACUCCAUUUUGUAAGCAUGGUAUGUCUGUCGUUCUAAUCUAUAAGCAGCCUUUCUAACAUAAACAACAAUGUUCCUCAGUUUCGAUUAUAGCAAUAAAAUAAUUUCUAAUAGAUAUAAUUACUGUUGUAAGCAUCGUAAUUUGUGCUCACACUAUUAACUGAUGAAAUGAUCAAGUUUAUAUUAAAUGAUAGAUAAAAUAAUGCAUAUACUCUUGUUACACAUAGUCUUGCCUUAUUGUACUACGUCAGUAUAGAUUUCAUUUAUAUGACAAGAGAUUUAGCCUCUCUCUUUAGCUCUAAUAGAACCAACUAGUUUUUUAAAUUUGUGUGGUAACGAUAUCGAAUGAUAUGAAUUUACUGUAAGUGUAUUAGUUUCCACGCUGUCUUACUGCCACGCCUGUUGACACAAGUUUUAAGUAGAUUCUAUUGAGAUAAAAAGGUAAGUAAAGAAGACUUCUAAAUCGUGUAAAAAACAAAAAUUGAUUUUCUAAAAUGAAGUGUUAAUUGUAUGCUUUACUUUAACAAGCUCUCAGUCCUAUAUAUUUGCGUAAUUAAUAAUUAUGGUGUUUGGCCGUCGCUCCUGUUAUAAAAUUAUAACUUCAUCUAUUUAAGCAUCAGCGCCAAGAACCCGACUGUCGGGUACACUGUUCGUAGCGACUACUCGCUCCAUACGGCAAAGACGUGGCUACGCGCUACGAGCGUAACCCGUAGCACUUAGUGGCAAUGAAUGUGUUAAGUUUUAAAACGCUGUAAAAAAAUAAUGGGAAAGAGACUUACUAAAGUGAUGCUGACGACAUUAUUAAGAAGGCACAACUUUUAGAAAUGUUUAGCAGUCUUUAUUAUUUACUUAUCUUUGACUUACAUCGUAGCUGUCUGUAACACGUUAUUGCUAAUGCUAGGCGUGAAGUGAGAAUUAUUUUUACAACCAGAUACUUCAAUUCAGUUCUGAUGUUUUGUUAAAUUUUUAAGCAUUUAUUCCAUGUGAUGGAGGUGAAACAGUUAUUUUGUGCGCAAUUUAAUAUUGAACAAUAUUAAACCAUAAGUCAAAACUUAA
Molecule: messenger RNA, 4943 nt
Organism: Cydia splendana
Lineage: Eukaryota; Metazoa; Arthropoda; Insecta; Lepidoptera; Tortricidae
Gene: nudE
Product: nuclear distribution protein nudE-like 1
Exons: 7
Coding region: 228-1349 (373 amino acids)
Biological process (GO): centrosome localization; vesicle transport along microtubule; microtubule nucleation
Cellular component (GO): centrosome; kinesin complex; kinetochore
Molecular function (GO): microtubule binding
Source: RefSeq, a predicted model, not a curated record